Molecule: messenger RNA, 1356 nt
Organism: Menidia menidia (Atlantic silverside)
Lineage: Eukaryota; Metazoa; Chordata; Actinopteri; Atheriniformes; Atherinopsidae
Source: the annotation of a GenBank genome assembly
CAGUACAGUUAACACACCCAAGUCUUUCACUUCGCGUAUAAAAGGGGAGCCGAUGGUCAGUGAGAAGUACGAGCAGCACGUCAGUAAUGGAGAGCUCACAGAAUCACACAAAUUACAGACAAGGCAAACACUUCGGACUUCCAUAUGAAAUAUUUGGACGAGUUGCAGAACGAUGUGCUUUUCCAAACCACAGAGUGGUUAUUCUGAGUCUGGGACUGCUGAACGCUGUAUUAUUCAUAUCAGCUGUCGCCAUUGGUGUGAAGUGUGCUGAGCUCAAAGCGGGCUCCCUCCAGCAAUCCCACUCAGCUACAUCACAGCUCAUCAGUGAGCUGAGAUUUUUACGUAGCAACCACAGCGAUGUGAUCGAGGCUGAGGAGGAGGCCAAGAGGGAGCUGGGGAAAGUGAUAAGUAACCACGCACAACUGAAGAAGAAAACUGAGCAGCUGAGGACCAUCAGUGAUGAUUUUUGGAAACAGAUUGUUGCUCUGAGAGCUGACAAGGCCAACCUGCAGGCCAACAUAUCCGUUUUGGAGGGAACUUGUGGAAGCUGCAGCCCGGGCUGGGACCUCCUAAACUCCUCCUGCUAUUUCUUUUCCUACACUGAGUCCAGGACAGUCAAGAAGAACUGGCCAGACAGCAGAGCGGACUGCAGAAGACGUGGAUCAGAUUUGAUUGUGAUCGAUAAUCCAGAGGAGCAGACAUUUGUGAGUAACAGCAUUGAGGAUAUGAGAUCCGGCCGCGAUAUCUGGGAAAAUGGAUUCUGGAUCGGCAUCACUGAUGAAGACACAGAGGGAACAUGGAUAUGGAUCAAUAAUGUCACAGAGAUGGAGCAAAGGUACUGGAUGGAUGGAGAACCAAACAACGCUGGAAACACAGGGGAGCAUUGUGGAGUUGCUCUUCCCUCCAGUGAUAAUCCAUGGAAGACCAGAUACGAUGGGAAGUGCCACCAGCAAACGCUACACUGGAUCUGUGAAAUGCCAAAAAAAUAAACUCCAAACUCCCACUUGAUGUACUGCUUCAGUGGUGUGGGCCAUCAGGACCAUGAAUGAAUGAAGAAAUACAUACAUUUAUUAGAUUUAUGCAUAAAACUAUGGAUUUCCUGUGUUUGUAAGCCUCUGAUUUGCAGUGGUAUACAGACUGCCGUCUUGUGAUGCUGGGUUCAGUGCUUGGUUGGGAUUUAUUGAUUUCAAAGCUUGUUUAUGUUUAUUUUUUCUGGCAUCUUUAAAGCAUUUUGUUUCUUGUUGGUGAUUUUCAAAAUGCCAAUAAAUUCACACUGAUACUGACAUACUUUUUCCAUCUUGAAAUGACCAACUGUUGGGCUUUUUAUCCAAAAGUAGCAUAAUUACUUAUAAACAC